AUGUCUACUCCACGGACCCUGGCUUUUCUUGCAGCGGCGCUCUGGUGCGCAUUCGCCAUAGUGUCGGCAGAAUUCACACUGGAGCUGAAGCGCGAUGCAGGAUCGUCGGCACCGAACCCGACAAACGACAAGGCGUUGCUGGAUGGGAUUGUGGCCAAGUACUUGAGGAAUGCGGAAUCAUACUACAAAAAUACAGGGAAGCAUGCGCGGUUUGUGAAUUCGACGAAACUGAAAAAGCGGGGUGGCUAG
Molecule: messenger RNA, 249 nt
Organism: Malassezia globosa CBS 7966
Lineage: Eukaryota; Fungi; Basidiomycota; Malasseziomycetes; Malasseziales; Malasseziaceae
Exons: 1
Coding region: 1-249 (82 amino acids)
Source: RefSeq, a predicted model, not a curated record